AUGCACGAAAAGCUACACAACUUUCAAGAUAACGGCGUCCCCAUGCACGUAAAGAAGGCCGCGUGGUUGCGCUACAAGGAGACAGUGCAGCACGAUAUUCUUCUUCUACCUGCUCGUCAACACAAGCGGGGAAAAAAGAGGAAAACUAAGACAGUAGCCGGUAGAUUGUUAACUCGCGAGAUGCUACAGCAACCUGAUGAGCCUUCUCAAGCAAAGACUCCGAAACGAACCCGAAACCCAGCGAAGAGUAAAAGACCUACAAAAACAACACAAGAUCAGCGUCAGGAGCUGGAGAGCAAGCAAGAGCAGGAUAUCCACCAAGAGCAGGAGCAUGAACUCGAGCAGGUCCUCGGCGAGCAAGCAGAGAUACCGACGACACAGAGCAGCCACAACGAUCAGAUUUUGUUUGUUGUGAACUUCUAG
Phytophthora nicotianae INRA-310 is the source of this 423-nucleotide messenger RNA. RefSeq lists its product as hypothetical. The coding region runs from base 1 to 423 and encodes 140 amino acids. The record is from RefSeq and is a predicted model, not a curated record. The transcript has a single exon. Lineage: Eukaryota; Oomycota; Peronosporomycetes; Peronosporales; Peronosporaceae.